Messenger RNA from Paramecium sonneborni, 525 nucleotides. Lineage: Eukaryota; Ciliophora; Oligohymenophorea; Peniculida; Parameciidae. The record is from the annotation of a GenBank genome assembly.
UAAUGUCUCAUGUAUUAGAAGAUUUAAGAAGAGUUUUCCCUAAAAAGUCUUUAUUACUUUAGACCUAUAUGUUAGGAUGUUUCUACUUGAUACAUUAACAAUUGAAUGUUGAUGAAAAGAAAAAAGAAAAGCAAUAUAUGCCAAUAUGGAGAUCAAAACUGAUUGAAAAUCAACAUCAAAGACAUUUGAAAUAAUUUUAACUGAAAAUCUUGAUUGAUUAACAAAUACCACUCAAACCUCAAUAAACAAAGUUAUCUGGUUUGAUGGAAUUCAGUAAUAGAUGGUCAUUUAUAUUUUAGGAACACCAUAGUUUGUUGGAUUUCAAAAUAUGAAUCAAUCAAACUAAACCUUAUAAGUGGUAUUAAUUAACUGAUCCCUUAGCACUCUCUAUAAAUUGACUCAAAGCAUAUUUAGAAUUUCAGUUUGGAUGACUUAUCAACUAUACAAAGUGAAUUUAUCCCUGAUUUGUAAGUUGAUCUUCAAGUAAAAAAAUCUGUCGAUAUGACAUAAAGUUGCAUCUUUUGA